Megalobrama amblycephala (Wuchang bream) is the source of this 815-nucleotide messenger RNA. RefSeq names its product tripartite motif-containing protein 16-like. Gene Ontology annotation, molecular function: protein binding. The transcript has 2 exons. NCBI's taxonomy places the organism in Eukaryota, Metazoa, Chordata, Actinopteri, Cypriniformes, Xenocyprididae. The record is from RefSeq and is a predicted model, not a curated record. Bases 96 to 692 code for a protein of 198 amino acids.
AAUAUCUUCUGUUUUGGAGGAUUUCUGCAUGUGUGAGCGAUGGAUGCAGGGAUCAUUUUCUCCUGACAUGAUAAUCACACUCUUCAUGUCUCUUGAUGUCCACAGACUUUGUUCCCAAGACCAGGAACGACUUCCUACAAUAUUCCCAACGGUUCACUGUGGAUCUGAACACAGUGAGUGAACGCCUCCGUCUGUCUGAGGGGAACACAAUGAUUACUGUCACUGACACAGAUCAGUCGUAUCCUGAUCAUCCAGACAGAUUUGAUCAUUAUCCUCAGGUGUUGUGUAGAGAGAGUGUGAGUGAUCGACGCUCUUACUGGGAGGUUGAGAAGAGUGAGAGUGUGUAUAUAUCAGUGUCAUAUAAGAGCAUCAGCAGGAAGGGAUCGGGUAGUGAGUGUGAGUUUGGAUCUAAUGAUCAAUCCUGGAGUUUGAGAUGCCUUAUUGUGGGAUACUCAUUCACACACAAUAACGGACACACUAUUCUCCCUGUAAAGCCCAUCAUCAGUAGAACAGUGAAUGGGAAGGAUUACUAUAAAAUUGGAGUGUAUGUGGAUCACAGUGCAGGAACUCUGUCCUUCUACAGCGUCUCUGGAGACACAAUGAUCCUCAUCCACACAGUCCAGACCACAUUCACUCAACCACUCUAUCCUGGGUUUAGGGUUUAUUAUAGAUCAUCAGUGAAACUGUUAUAGAGUCUCUUCAUGACAUUAACACUGAAAUAUCACGACACAAUAAAUGUGUGUUAAUGACUCAAAAUCACAUGAUGAAAUAAAUGUUGAAAUAUUGUAAUAAAUGUUGAACUCAGUGUUCAUGUA